GCGAUUAAUUUCAUUAUCCUAUUUAUUGCCAAAACCGCCGGCAUAACAUCUGUGAUACGGCUGGCAUAACCUCCAAGCCUGAAACUUUAGCAUUCUCUCUCUCUCCUUAGGGUUAGGGUUCAAUCUCUAUCAAUGGCCUCUACUAAUGCCAUGGAAAUUGCGAACCUGAAGACGAUAGAACAAGCUUUCAAGCUAAUAGACACCAAAAAGGAAAGCCUUAAACGAGCAUAUGAUGAUCUCCAAGCUCACUCCUCUCUUCUCUCCUCCUUCUCUCUCUCCUGGGCUGACCUUGAUUCUCACUUUAACUCCCUCCAAACCAACCUCAAGCAACGUUUCAACCACAUUCAAUCCCUCCAUUCUUCUUCAUUUUCUCACAAUAAUCCUCCCCAUGAUGCUGCUGCUGCUUCCGAUCAACCGCCGACGAUUGUCGGUGGGGACCCAUCAUCUUCUUCUAACCCACCUGAUCAUGGCGCAGUGACUCUGUCCGUGGUGGAAGUGCCCGUCCCCGUCCAAGACCCAACUUUGUCUAAUCGGACAAGUCAGCCUCAAACUCAGCCUCAGGGAGUCCCUGUACAAGACCCAUCGUCGUCUCUUAAGCCAUUGAAUCCAAACCAGGCUACUCAUCCGGAAUUGUUUACUCUGUGCGAGAAGAUGGAUGGGCAAGGAUUGAGGAACUAUAUAAACGACCAUGCAAAAGAGCGGGAAUCUAUCCGGACAGAGCUUUUAGGCUUAAUGGGGGCUGCUCCAGACCCCGGAGCAAUGGUUUUGGAUGCAAUGCAGGGGUUUUAUUCAUCGAAUUCUAGGUCUAAAGGUGACAAGGACAUGGAUUUGUAUCGUUUAAGAAAGAGCUGUUUGGACGUAUUGGAGGUUUUGACAGAGAUUAAACCAAAUUUAAGCAAUGAAGUGAAGGAGAGAGCUAAAAAGUUAGCUUUUGAGUGGAAAGGCAAAGUGAAUUUGAAUGGGGAUAGCCCCCUAGAGGCACUAGGUUUCUUGAAUUUGAUUGUGGCGUAUGGAUUAGAGAAUGAAUUUGAUGCAGGUGAGCUUUUGGAUUACUUUGUAGUCGUUGCUAGGUUUAAGCAAGCUACAGUUCUGUGUCGUUCUAUUGGCCUGGGAGACAAAACUACAGAUCUCGUUCAAAAGCUUAUAGACAAUGGCAAACAACUUUUGGCUGUCAAAUUUAUAUUUGAAUUUGGCCUGACUGACAAGUUCCAACCAGUUCCUCUCUUGAAAGAUCAUCUGCUGGAGUGCAAGAAAAUUACUAAGGACAUUUGCAAGGAUGGAAAGAACUCCAUUAAGGCACAGAAUGAGGUCAGAGCCAGAGAAGUUAAUGCUUUGAAAUCAGUACUUAAAGUUAUUAAUGAACACAAGCUUGAUUCUGAUUAUCCAAAGCUGGACCUUGAGAAGCGGAUUGAGAUGCUAGAGAAGCAGAAGGCAGACAAAAAAGUGGGUCAACGGUCUCCCGAUAGUAAGCCUCAGCAGCAAGCAAAGAAGCAGCACCAACAGCAGGCAAAGCAACAAGCAAAGAAGCAGCAGCUGAACGGAAACAAGCGUCCUCGAUUGAUUGCAUCAACUGGCCCAGCAGCAAUUCCAGUCAGCAUUGCUGGUUCCAGUUCAACUCUUCCUCCAUUUCCACAAUCUCAUUUGCCACCCGCAGGUUUGUUGCCAGCUGCUGGGCCCGGACCUUAUGGGUUAGUGGGUUCAACUCCUCCUAUUGCUUCUUAUGCAGGUGCAUCAGCUGGCCCCUAUGGCUUGGCAGGAGCUGCUAUCAGCUUCCCUGGUAACCCCAGUUCAGCUGGUGCCCUUCCAUACUCUUCAGAUCCAUAUAUGCUAUCUGGUUAUUAUGAUAGGCCAUCUGCUUAUGGUGGAUAUGGUUUGCCUCCUCAAUACCAUUCAAAUUACUAUCCCCAGUAGUUUUUGGGUAAAGAUACUGUCAGUGAUAGUAUAACUUUGGAUGGUAUAGUAGUUGUUGCCUGACUUUUCAGUGCUGGUUAUCAGGAAGCAAGCUUUGCUUUUUGAUCAGCAUGGAUGUAGUGUGCUAUUCAAAUUGGUUAGUUGGUUUGCAAGUUUUGGCACACUUUGAAGUGUUUAUACAAUACUAAAAAUGUUUAGGAAUUUGUUUAUGUUUUUCAUGUUGUAUGUUUAUGUUUUUUUCAUUCGUUGGAAAGGCCUUUGGAAGGUCAUACACUCAUACUACAUGGAAACUUUCUUCA
Molecule: messenger RNA, 2210 nt
Organism: Manihot esculenta (cassava)
Lineage: Eukaryota; Viridiplantae; Streptophyta; Magnoliopsida; Malpighiales; Euphorbiaceae
Product: FRIGIDA-like protein 1
Exons: 3
Coding region: 133-1911 (592 amino acids)
Source: RefSeq, a predicted model, not a curated record